AAAGGGAAUGCUUGGAAGUUGAAACCUCUUUGUAUAAAUAGGUUUGGCUUGAAAGCUGAGAGCCCCUCUCCAUGGCCCCCCUCUCAGUCUCUGUUUGUAUGUCUUGGAAUUGCUCAGAGACCAUGUCAAGCCAUUGCUGCAGCCACAUUUCUCCUUCUUAUCAGGUAAUACUCAAUCCCUAACUUUUCAAAUCCCCCAAAUAUUUAUUGAUUCUAAUUAACCCCAUACAAAUCACCUCCUAAAACCCUAUAAUGUUACUGACCAAACCCACUUCCAAAACCCUGAGAAAGCUACUCUUCCCUUAUCAAAAUUCAAUCUUUUCCUCCUUGUACCAGCCCCAAAACCCUGCUUACACACACACCCAGAAAUCCAACUAUGUUAAUGUCUACAUGAAAUGGAAGAAAGACUCCUACUUUGACUCCAUUGAGCACAUCGACAAGUCCAUAGUGCUUAAACCCAUCAUUAACCUCAAGAACUGCAUUACUGAAGAUCCCAGUGGCUGUAUCCCAAUCUAUGAAGUGUCCAAAAGGGGUUUACAAUUAGAUGUACCCAUGAAGGUUGCCAAGUUUUUGAGGAAAUACCCAUCAAUCUUUGAAGAGUUUGCUGGUGAAUACAAUCAUCCCUGGUUUAAAUUGACCCCAGAAGCAGCUGAGAUUGAUAGGGAGGAGAAGAGGGUUUAUGAGGAUUGUAGGGUGGAUUUGAGGUAUAGGCUGAAAAAAUUGAUAUUGAUGAGUAAAGAAAAGGUUUUGCCUCUGAAAAUUAUUCAGGGGAUGGAGUGGUUUUUGGGUUUGCCUGAUGAUUUUUUGCAUUACCCGGAAAAUAAUCUGGAUGGGUCUUUUAGGUUUGUGACAAUGGAAGAUGGGUUAGAGGGAUUAGCUGUUGACAGUGGUGAAAAGGUCUCGUCUGUCGUGCAAAGGAAUGCAAUGAAAAAAGGGGUGUAUUCUGGAGGUCCAACAGAGGCAAUUGAGUUCCCGCUUUUCCCUUCCAAGGGUUUGAGGUUAAGGAACAAGAUUGAAGAUUGGUUAAAGGAGUUUCAGAAACUGCCUUAUGUUUCACCUUAUGAGGAUUUUUCACAUUUAUGGCCGGAUACUGAUGCAUCCGAGAAACGAGUUGUGGGACUUCUUCAUGAGUUGCUUAGUCUAUUUGUUGAGCAUUCAGCAGAGAGGAAGAAGCUCAAGUGUCUUAAGAAGUAUAUGGGACUGCCGCAGAAAGUGCACAGAGCAUUUGAGAGACAUCCUGGGAUUUUCUAUUUGUCAUUUAAGAACAAGACUUGUACGGUAAUUCUUAAAGAGGCUUACUGUGAUGAGUCUGCUAUUGAGAAGCAUCCACUUUUGGAAGUGAGGAAAAAGUAUAUUAGAUUGAUGAGGGAGUCGGCAGUGAUCUUGAAGAAUAGGAGAGUGAAUGGCCGGUUGGCUGGUGGUGGGAAUAUGGAGCUGGAUUUGGAUUUGGAACCUAAGAUUGAAGACAGAGGAGAUGGAGGGAAUACAGAGGUGGACUUGGAUUUGGAUUCUGAGAAUGACCAAAGAGAUGGAGAGUGUUCUCAGUAACUGGUUUUCCUAUGAUAUGCAUGUCCAUGAGAAUUUAAUAUUGCAACAUCUAUAGCAAAGGAAUAUAGGAUGGAGCUCAAUGACAACCACCUUAUGUGUUUUGACUAUGAAUAUGAUUUCCUUUUACAGAGGUUUGAAAAAGAGGUGAAGAAUAAGAUGUUAUGUUUUUAAAUGUAAUUUUUGGUUCCUCAUUUAUAUUGAUUUUUGGAGUUCUGGUUGAAAUUUGAGAUGGAAGUGUAAAUGAUUAUAAUUUAGAUUAAUCAAUUGCAAUAUAGUUUCUGAGGAUAUGGUUAUACCCUUUACUAGGUAGCUUGUAGGAGCAGAGGGAGUGUUCUGGAAUGUGAUACAAGCACUUCGCUGAACUUUGAUCAGGAUGUUGGUCGCUGGGGGUCUCCAUCAGCUCUUGGAUUGCACCCAUUUGAAUGAUUGUUCUCGUAGUACUGUCACUUGAUAUGACCAGGACUUUAAUCAAGUAGAAUGUGUUAGAGAAAGGUUAUGUUGAGCCUUUUAUUAUGGAGAAUGAUGAGGUUAUAGCUCAUGCCUUACAAGAAGAGCCUCCUCGACUUACCUCCAUGGAGAUGCCCUUUGCAAGCAUAGAUUCUUGCACAGGAAUGACUUGGUCCUUUAAACAGAUAGAAUGGUUCUGGGAUUGAAAACAAUAAGGAUGCUGUGAAUGAUUUUGGCAGAAAGAUGGACACCAGUGAUUAUAGAAAUCAGGAAAAUGAGGCAGUUGGUCCUAUAGGUGAAUGGAAACAAGGAAGCAAUGGAUCAUACUGAAGGAGAAAACUUGAUCAAUGGGGAAUACUUGUUCCAUUCGUUGGAUAUUAGUCAUGUACCAGAUGAGUACGCUGUUGAUGGUGAAGUAGGGGGGAGGCUGAAUCAGAUGGUUCAUGUUCCUCAAUCCUUUGAUUCCUGAUGUCUUAGUUCAAGAAUCACCCAGAAAUGUACGAGGGUUAUGUUGAUUACCUAAAGAGAAUGACCAAAAUAUUGGAAGUGAAGAACCCAGAUUGACAUUACUUUUCCUUUGAAGAAGCGUCAAUUUACAAGAAAGACUGAGCUGUAGAUGAGAAGCAGGGCAUAAGAGUUUUGUGAGUGGUCAUCGGAAAUGAGAAUGGGGAUCUUAUGGGUGCUUGUGCAGUCCCAGUGUUGGGAUCUUUCUCUCCCUUAACCACAGAACUGUUAGCUAUGAAGGUGGUCUCCAUUUCGCUUUAGACGCAAGAAUAGUUCCAUUACUGGUAGAAACCAACUGCUCAGAAGCAGUGAAGUUUGUAAUCUCUUCUGAACCAUGCUGGUAAGAAAAUGCGCUGAUAGUAGAGGACAUAAAAGCUUUACUAUACUGGGACUGGGAAUAUCCUUUUCCAAUCUCGUGGAGCAAACAAAGUGACACACCACAUUGGAAAGUUUCCUCUUGGUGAGCAAUCAUUUUUCUUUUGUAUUGAAUAUGGGAAUGACUUGUGGAGUUAAUUUACAAUGACUCAAACGUUUGUUAUGGAGUUGAUUUACAAUGACUCAAACGUUUGUAAUCUUUCUUCUCAUCAAUGAGUGGCUAUGCAUUUUCAA
Messenger RNA from Rosa rugosa (rugosa rose), 3107 nucleotides. RefSeq names its product protein WHAT'S THIS FACTOR 9, mitochondrial. Bases 252 to 1547 code for a protein of 431 amino acids. Gene Ontology annotation, molecular function: RNA binding. The record is from RefSeq and is a predicted model, not a curated record. The transcript is spliced from 4 exons. NCBI's taxonomy places the organism in Eukaryota, Viridiplantae, Streptophyta, Magnoliopsida, Rosales, Rosaceae.